AUGAGGACGACAAAAACGACGUUGAGGGUGGCGUCGUCAGGGGUAGAGAAAAACGACAUGAAAAAGCACAGUGAUUUAGGCGUUAAAAAUUGCAAGGGGUGGGGGAAGGAUGUUGAAGUUGCAGCGCUUAUCUCUGCGGAUGAUGGCUCUCAAACCCCAGCGCCUCCACAACAGUACCUAUCGCUCUCUUUCUCUUUUUUUGCAGAGACGACGUCGCAGAGCGUAGCAAAAAGGGUGAGGACGAUGACCACUGAAUCCUCCAUGAAAGAUGCCUUCGCCAAAUACACCGAUUACCUCAAUGGCCUGAAUGAAAAACGGGAAAGAGUCGUAAAAGCAAGUCGUGAUAUCACCAUUAACAGCAAAAAGGUCAUCUUUCAGGUGCACAGAAUCAGUAAACACAACAAAGAGGAAGUUCUGCAGAAAGCAGAAAAGGAUUUAGCGACUGUGACUGAUCAGUACAUCUCCCGACUGGUUAGGGAGCUGCAAGGGACUGAUUUUUGGAAGCUAAGACGAGCAUACUCACCUGGGGUACAAGAAUAUGUUGAAGCUGCAACGUUCUGUAAAUUCUGCAGGACUGGGACUCUUUUAAACCUUGAUGAGAUGAAUGCUACUUUGUUACCACUCAGUGAUCCUUCUCUUGAGCCUUUGCAGAUCAAUGUCCUUGACUAUCUCCUCGGGCUUGCAGAUUUGACUGGAGAGCUGAUGCGGUUGGCAAUUGGUCGAAUUUCAGAUGGUGAACUUGAUUUCGCUAAGAAGAUAUGCCAGUUUGUGCGUGAAAUUUACAGGGAACUAACCCUUGUUGUCCCAUUUAUGGAUGAUAGUCAUGACAUGAAAUCGAAAAUGGAUACAAUGCUUCAGAGUGUAAUGAAGAUAGAGAAUGCUUGCUUCGGUGUUCAUGUGAGAGGAUCAGAGUAUAUGCCCCUACUUGGCUCCGAUGAUCCAACUUCAUUCUUAUUGGGAGUGCCUGAUGUUGAAAUAUGA
This is a messenger RNA of Prunus armeniaca (apricot), 981 nucleotides long. The record is from the annotation of a GenBank genome assembly. Lineage: Eukaryota; Viridiplantae; Streptophyta; Magnoliopsida; Rosales; Rosaceae.